AUUAGAAUUCAUCAAAAUAAAAACUUAAUUUUCAGCAUAAUUAGUAAAAAUAUGAUUUAUAUAUUCAAUUUUUAGAUCAACUAAUAAUUAUAAAUCAUAAAUAAAAAAAUUAAUUAAAUAUAAUUGAUAAAAAUAAUAGAAAUGUAAUUUAAGAAGGCAAUAUUGAUCUUAUUAGUCUUGGUAAUUCUUGUCAGUAUGAACCCAUCUUCAUCUGUCUAAGCUAGAUCCCUUAAAGCUAAUUCAAGUGCUGCUGGUAAGGAACAAUUAAGAACUGACUGUGCAGCUCCUUUUGCAAGCUGCAAAAAGAAAAGUUGCUGUGUUGGAGGCUGCACUUUUGGUAGAUGCAUGUGAGGGAGGAAAAGCUUUCUGAAACUUUGAUAAUGCUUUAUUGAAAAAAAUAUGAAUUUAUAAUUAUAAAUAAGUAAAUAUAUAAAUAUAAAAUUAUAUUUUUGUAGUUUUUUUGAAUGUUUUUUUUAAGUUACUUUAAUUCAAAUAAAAAUUACUGCCAAUAUAUAGAGA
Molecule: messenger RNA, 519 nt
Organism: Tetrahymena thermophila SB210
Lineage: Eukaryota; Ciliophora; Oligohymenophorea; Hymenostomatida; Tetrahymenidae
Product: transmembrane protein, putative
Exons: 1
Cellular component (GO): extracellular region
Molecular function (GO): ion channel inhibitor activity
Source: RefSeq, a predicted model, not a curated record